AUGGCCAGUGCAGAUAAUCACACUACCAAAAGAAUCAAUAUUGAUAUAGAGAAUUGGUUCAAGCGUGAGGACUUCAUAUCCUUGCUUGAAAGGUUCAAUGACUCCGAGAAGGGCCAGAUACUCUUCAAUGGGAAGGGUAUAUCAAAUGUCAACAUCUAUACAUACCACAAACACUUAUCUCUCGCGUCACAAGAGCCUACGCUCUUUCAGGGCACGAUCCGAGAUAACGUUCUCCUUGGUAUUGAUCCCAGAACAAGAACUGACAGUCAACUCCACGCCGCCUGUCGUAGCGCGUCGAUUCAUGACUUCAUUAUGUCUCUCCCCGAGACCUACAACACCGAUGUGGGAUCCCGCGGCAUCAGGACAGAAGUAGCACAUUGCUAUCGCUCGAGCUCUGAUUCGCAACCCCCUGGUCCUCGACGAGGCUACUGGUCCUCUUGA
Aspergillus nomiae NRRL 13137 is the source of this 441-nucleotide messenger RNA. RefSeq lists its product as uncharacterized. Gene Ontology annotation, biological process: transmembrane transport. Gene Ontology annotation, molecular function: ATPase-coupled transmembrane transporter activity. Lineage: Eukaryota; Fungi; Ascomycota; Eurotiomycetes; Eurotiales; Aspergillaceae. The transcript has 2 exons. Bases 1 to 441 code for a protein of 146 amino acids. The record is from RefSeq and is a predicted model, not a curated record.